CCUUAGUUAGACCAGCUCUCACGUAAACUCGUAAAUGCAGCAAACCUUCACGUCAAUUCGAGGUAUAUCUUCACGGUCACCUUCGAAUGCUUCUCAAUUCUGCGCGACCAAAACAGCAUUCCUGUUUAGGAAGGUGGGAUAGUUAUCUGGUGUUUGCCCCGCAGAAGCUGCAGCAUCAACAUCAGCACUACCACUCGGUCUCACAAGUACCACGACUACAACAGCCAAGAUACGAGAAAACACCAAGAAAUAAGAACAUCUCCAGCUUCAAUCGCAAUCUAUCGAAUACAUCAGUAAUAAAUCAGCAAGCUCGAGCCAGCAUGAGUCCAAAGAAGAUCGCGCCAUAUGGCACCUGGGAGAGUCCCAUCACCACAGACAUCGUGUCUGGAAGCAGCCUGGUGUUCGCAGAAGUAUACGCCAACCCGAAAACCAAAUCAAUCUAUCUCGUAGAGGGCCGUCCCGCCGAGAAAGGCCGCCAAGUGAUCGUGGAAGUCAAAGAUGACAAGACCAUCGACAUCUUACCAGAGCAAUACAACGCUCGUAGCAAAGUCCACGAAUAUGGCGGCGCAGCAGCAACGCUUUCUCCAGAUGGAAAUCUAAUCUUCAAUGACGCCAAUACAAAUGGUGUCUUUUCCCUCUCUCCAUCGGGAGAAGUAACCGAAAUCCUGGCCGGCAACCCAAAACUGAGAUACGCCAAUUUCGAUGUUCAUCCCAUUGACAACCAUCUCAUCGUCGCCAUCCAAGAAGAUCAUUCCGCACCUCUUCUUGUUGACGCUGUCAACACACUGGUGGUCAUCGACAGUAAGAGCAAGAAAGCAGAGAUUGUUGUGCGAGGAGCGGAUUUCUACUCCCAGGCUAAAUCUAGUCCUGAUGGGAAGAAGCUGUCUUGGUUGCAGUGGAAUCAUCCCGAUAUGCCGUGGACAGGGGCUGAAGUCCAUGUUGCUGAUUGGGAGGGUGGGAAGGUAGGGAAAGCUGUCAGGGUCGCGGGCAAGGCGAGAGAGGAGAGCGUGUCGAUGCCGAAGUGGCAUGUUGAUAAUACCCUGCUGUUUACUAGUGAUCGGACUGGAUUCUGGCAGAUGUAUCGGUAUGAUCCGAAGUCUGGAAAGACUGAAUCUUUGCAUUUUAAGGGGUAUGAGGAUGCUGAGAUGGGAUGUCGGGAGUUUGCGCUUGGCUCAUGCACUUACCUAUCAAUGGAUGCGAACACACUGGUUGUCACGUAUAACAGAGACGCAACAAAUGGUCUGUUACUCUACGACAUGACCAAAAAGACAGUUCAGGAGCUACCCACGGGUCUGGUAGCCAUCGAUUGGUGUGCUCUGAGCAGAGUCUCCGACACUGAAUUCGUGGUCAUUGGAGCUACUCUCACAGCACCGGAGUCCUUGUACCUGAUCAAUAUCACCAAGCCGACGGAGAAAAAGCUCCUCAAGACAUCAAUCAACGUCCCGCUCCCACCUUCUAUCUUCUCCCAAGCACAAACAAUAACCUUCCCCCGAACCCACGGCGAUAUCGGCACCCCCUCCCACGCCGUCUUCAUCCCCCCUCAAAACCCCGACUACGAAGCCCCAGCCGGCUCCAAACCACCCCUCAUAGUCUUCAGCCACGGUGGUCCAACCAGCCACGUCUCACCCGGUCUCGCUAUCGGGGCUCAAUACUACACCUCUCGAGGCUACGCAUACUGCUAUCCCAACUACGCUGGCUCAACAGGCUAUGGUCGCGAUUAUCGCGCACAGCUGGACCACAACUGGGGCGUUAAAGACGUCGAAGAUACAAUCUCCUGCGUCGAGUACCUCGCGUCUCAGAACCUCAUCGACGGCACCAAAGUCGGGAUCUCAGGCCGUAGCUCAGGCGGGUACACCACCAUCCAGGCCCUCUGCAGCUACCCCACCUUCUUCGCCGCGGGCGUCUCCCUCUUCGGAAUCGGUAACCUACGAGCCCUCUUCGAAGACGAUCCGCACAAAUUCGAAUCGCAGUAUGGCAUCGCUCUAAUCUUCCCCGAAAACGCUACCGAAGAAGAGAAAGAGAAGAUCUUGUUUGAGCGCAGUCCGUGUCUGCAUGCUGACCGGACUGAGAGUCCGUUGUUGUUGUUACAGGGAGAUAUUGAUAGGGUUGUGCCGUUGGAGCAGAGUGCGGAGAUGGAGAGGAUAUUGAAAGGGAAGGGAGCGGAUGUUAAGAUGGUUGUGUUUGAGGGGGAGGGGCAUGGGUUCAAGAUGAGGGAGAAUUUGAAGAGGGCGAUUGAAGAGGAGGAGGGGAUGUGGAGGAGGACUUUGUUGUAG
Molecule: messenger RNA, 2273 nt
Organism: Cadophora gregata
Lineage: Eukaryota; Fungi; Ascomycota; Leotiomycetes; Helotiales; Ploettnerulaceae
Exons: 3
Coding region: 87-2273 (728 amino acids)
Biological process (GO): proteolysis
Molecular function (GO): serine-type peptidase activity
Source: RefSeq, a predicted model, not a curated record